CCCGUCCUCCCUCGUCCCGAGCGCUUCCCCUCUCUCCUCCCGAUUCAUCACCUAACCCCUUUCAAACUUUUGAAAUAUCUCACACGCAUUUCUUAUAUCCUUUGAUAAGCUUUAAUCGAUUGUUGCUGGUGUGAUCACUUUUUCUUGUUUUUAUUUUAAAUCAAAUCUCUCCAACGACCAACUCACCUUUAAAUUAAAAUCUCACUGUGAUUUCGAAAAGGGUCGGUUCUUUGUCUUCUUCUACCCACCAUUCGGCCGGCCGGCAGUCUCAUCGCGACCGAUCGGGACGAAAAGGACGGAACGAUGAGCGGCGCGGCGGUCGGUGGGAGGCAGAUACCGCCGCGAUCCGGCCACCACCAGCGGCAAUUCUCGUCCGACCACUUCCUCAUCGACUCCGCCGGCGCCGGCGGCAAGUGGCUUGGGUCUGCCGGCAUCAACCACCCCUAUUCCUCCAGCCUCCCUCCUUCCCAGCAGGUUGAGUACUCGAGGGCGGUGCGGGGCGUGAACAGAGGCACAGGAGGGGAGCUCUUCUUGUCGGUUGAGUCCUCGGCGCCAGCAUUGGGCUCGUGGUCUUCGAGCCAGAGGAGGAAUGGGGAUGAUACCGUGUCGGCCGGCCAGCUGAGCCCAGGGAUCUUGGAUCUCCACUCCCUCGACACUGAGCUCCUUCCUGAAAUUCCACUUCCUGUAUUGUAUGAUGGUGUUCAACCAUUUGGAUAUGCUCAAGGUAGAGGCUUUGAUGAUUUGGAUCCAAGCUUUUUUACCGGCAAACAGAUAACCAAGGCAGAGAACAAUCCCUUGAAAAAUUUCUCAGCAGACAAAGAGAAGCUGGCUUCUGUUGCCAAGAUCAAAGUAGUGGUGCGCAAGAGGCCACUUAACAAAAAGGAAAUAGCAAAGAAAGAGGAAGACAUCAUCACAAUAGAACGAACCUCCAAUUCUCUUACUGUACAUGAGACUAAACUGAAGGUUGACCUAACAGAGUAUGUUGAGAAGCAUGAAUUCGUAUUUGAUGCUGUGUUGGAUGAGGAUGUUUCAAAUGAUGAAGUUUAUCAGGAGACAGUGGAGCCAAUUGUUCCUGCAAUUUUUCGGCGUACCAAGGCAACUUGUUUUGCUUAUGGACAAACAGGUAGUGGAAAGACAUAUACGAUGCAACCACUCCCCCUUAGAGCAUCACAAGAUAUUCUGAGGCUCAUGCACCAUACGUACUGCAAUCAAGGGUUUCAGUUGUUUGUCAGUUUCUUUGAGAUAUAUGGUGGGAAGCUCUUUGAUCUUCUAAACGACAGGAGAAAGCUUUGCAUGAGGGAGGAUGGUAAACAGAAAGUUUGUAUUGUGGGUUUACAAGAGUAUAGAGUUUCCAAUGUGGAUGCUAUCAGGGAGUUAAUUGAAAGAGGAAAUGCAACCAGGAGUAUAGGUACUACUGGUGCGAAUGAAGAGUCUUCACGAUCUCAUGCCAUUCUUCAGCUUGCUAUCAAAAAGUCAGUUGAUGGUAGUGAAUCAAAGCCACCUCGGAUUGUUGGCAAGCUAUCCUUCAUAGACCUUGCAGGCAGUGAGCGUGGUGCAGAUACCACUGAUAAUGAUAAGCAGACAAGAAUUGAAGGUGCGGAGAUCAACAAAAGCUUGCUUGCACUGAAGGAAUGUAUUAGAGCACUUGACAAUGAUCAGGUUCAUAUUCCUUUUAGGGGCAGUAAACUGACGGAAGUUCUGAGGGACUCAUUCAUUGGAGACUCACGCACUGUGAUGAUUUCAUGCAUUUCUCCAAGUUCUGGUUCAUGUGAACACACUCUCAACACAUUGAGAUAUGCUGAUAGGGUGAAGAGCCUCUCAAAGGGCAGCAACCCCAAGAAGGAUCUUCCAUCAGGAACCUUAAGAGAGUCGACUGCUUUACCCCUAUCUUCAAUUUUACCGCCUGUCUCCACCCUUGAAGGCAGCAAUGAUGAAGGUGCCAAUGAAAAAAACAAAUUUGGCGAAUCAAAACAAUCUAGAAGAGAGACAUCUCCAACUUUUAAUAUGGAUCCUGUCCCCAGCAAGAGGGAGGAGGUGCAUGUGGCUUCAUUCGAUGGUGAUUAUUUCAAGGAGCAAAGAAGCAAGCGUUCAACAACUGCGGAGGAGAUUGAUUUAUCUGCAAUGGCAUAUGAGCAGGGAAAAACUUCAUGGAGGAAAGGAAAAGCAGAGAUCUUCUCAGUUACAUCUUUGGAUGAUAGAGUGAAGAGGGCUCACGUACCACCUCAAAAAUGGAAGGAUGUGGCUGAUGAUGAUGAAGAUGAUGAUCUGAAUACUCUAUUGCAGGAAGAAGAAGAUCUGGUGGUCGCACAUCGGAAACAAGUGGAAGAGACUAUUGAUAUUGUUCGGGAGGAGAUGAACCUGCUGGUUGAAGCAGAUCAACCUGGCAGCAAGUUGGAUGAUUACAUAUCGAAAUUGAAUGCACUCCUCUCACAGAAGGCUGCUGGAAUUGUAAAUAUGCAGGCUCGUCUGGCUCGGUUUCAGAGGCAUUUGAAUGAGUACAAUGUUCUGCUUUCUUCACCUGGACCAUGAUUCUUGGUCCUCAGGCUCUCAGCAGAAUUGGCCAUAAUUGAAGUAUAUCUAGCAUAAGAUCAAUGGUGCUAAAUCAGUCUCCAUUGGACUGGGUAGCUGUCUCUCCAUGAUGAUGGCGUGGUGGGCUUGCUGGCUUCCAUGUCAGGCAGUUGUACCGGCAAAGCUGUGAUAGGAUCAGGGGUUCUUGAUCAUACAAAUAUCUAUGGAUAUUUUAUGGUAAAUCUGUUACUUUUGACCUUUUAGUGUGCUGCUGUCUUUUUUUUUUUUUGUUAUAAAAGCUUGUCUUAUUUUUAUUUUUUUUAAUCGAUAUAUCUAUAUUGCUUUGUGAGGCGCUCAUGCUUUUAGCAGCACUACUUGUAAAUGUUUUCCUAGUUACAUUCAUACCCCCAUGAAAUAAGUACAUCAUGAUGUUCUAGGCUAA
Messenger RNA from Elaeis guineensis (African oil palm), 2950 nucleotides. NCBI's taxonomy places the organism in Eukaryota, Viridiplantae, Streptophyta, Magnoliopsida, Arecales, Arecaceae. The record is from RefSeq and is a predicted model, not a curated record.